AUGGCAGACCCAAGUCCGAACACAAUGAUGACUUGCCCGUACAACCCAGCCCACCAGGUCGAACAUUACAGAAUGCAUAUCCACCUGCAGAAGUGUAGGAAGCAACACCCAAAUUGUAACAAGAUAAACUGCCCAUUUGAUUCCACUCACGUGGUAAACGAUGUGGAGAUUGACUAUCAUGUAAGUGUCUGCCCCAAGCGACACAUGCUGGAUAACCAGUUGUAUAUAACCGAUGACGACUACAGGCCCACAGUUGAAAUUGUAUCGCCUCCUACGGUAGUGACAUCUGAGGAGAAUUGGGAAGAUGAUAACACCACAUCCUACAAGCCGGACUUAAGUAAGAAAGGCCCUCAUAUUAUAACCAAGAUAAAGGGUGCUACUCCCUCAGAGCGAAGGAAGGCCCGUAUGGAGGGCAUAAAGAAUUACCGUCCUGCUGAAGUUAAUAAGUAA
Molecule: messenger RNA, 450 nt
Organism: Parnassius mnemosyne (clouded apollo)
Lineage: Eukaryota; Metazoa; Arthropoda; Insecta; Lepidoptera; Papilionidae
Source: the annotation of a GenBank genome assembly